UGAUACACUUUCGUACCACGCACGAUCUUAUGUAGUACCAAGCAUUACAAUCUUGGUAUAGACUGGUAAUAAAUAUCUCAAUUAGUUUUGUUACAAAAUAUAUCAUAAUGGAUAUCAUUUUGAAUAACACGAUAAAUUUGAUUUAUCUGUUAAAAUAAAUUACGACUUAAAACAAAAGAGAUAUAGCAUGUUAAAAUUUAUAGUGAAAAAGGUUAGUCACCUUCUAUAAAUAGUGACGUGGCAAUGAUGUGCAUGGUUAUGCACACUUAAAUUAUGCAAGGAUCCUCUCUCGGUUUUCAAUAAUCAUAAUUAUUAUAAUUUUAACGGAACAUAAUUUACUCAGGCCUCAUUUGAACCUUCAAUUCUAAUUUUGCCUUGUGAAUAUAUAUGCACCAUGCAGAAUACAUAAUUUUUUUACUUAAGUUGAACGCAGAAUGCAUGUAUUACAAAAUUAUGUAUACUUAAUCUAACAUUUUUUUUAGUAUGGUGCUAACACUCUCUCUAGCCAAUCAGAACAUUUCGCUUAAAUGAUUUUUCCAUUUAAAUGAGUUGACCACAAUUAAUGAGGGGGAAGGGGUAGAAGGGGCACACUUGGUAUUAUGAAAAAUUGGGGAAGGGGAGGAAGGAAGGAAGGGAGACCCUUCCCCAAGCAUGGUACAAUCUCCUCAAAGCAUGCCACAACCUCAAAACAGGUCAGAACCUCAAAUCAUGCCACAACCUCCUCAAACAUGCCACAACCACAAAGCAUGCCAAAAGUAGUGGACCUGUUUGUAAAUUUGAAAAAAUUUAGGUUCCAAAAUGUAAGGGGAUAAUUUCCGGAACUAAAAUAUAAUUUUCAUCAAUAUUUUUAGUACUCGAAUGUAAAAAAAUAAUUUGAGGUACUAAAUAUUAAUAGCUAUUAAGUUUACGUACCGAAAAUGUAAUUUAUAAAUGAAAUCUAGAAAAGGUACGUAAAUGAAACAAAAUGAGUAUGGAGAAGGGGAAGAAAAAAAUAAUAUAAUACACUUAAUAAAUAUGUUAGUAUGGUUCUAACACUUGCUAAACCAACUUAACGACUUAAAGUGAUGCGGCACCUUUGCUUGCAGUUGCAGGCUUGCAGGCUGCAGCCCACAGAAAUGAAUUGUGGUUCCUUUUAAAAAUAGUUUGCUAGCCAGUUGUACUUGUAUUGUACAAUCACCAUCCUAAAUUUGAAAGGAAAAAAUAAAAACAGAAUUAGAAAUGGGAAAUAGCUGCGGAAAUAGGAUUUUAAUUACCCCCUCGAAAACGAGAAGAAGAACAACUGACUACUAAUUAACAACAAAAUAUUUUCCUGAUAUUUGUUUUUGUCACGACUAAAAUACAAAACAUCAAUUAACUAAUCAAUUGUGAUAAUCAAAUCAAUCAUUUAACUCAAACAAACACUAAUAAAUCCCAGGGAAAAACUAAAAAGUAAGGGAAAAAACCCAAACCGAGCCUCUCUCUAUAAAUUCCGAAAACCCCUCUUUCCUCUCCCUUCAUCCGAACUGCCAAACCUCAAUCAAACGCCAUUACAUUGAUAAUCCUCGCCAUCGUGAUUGAGCUCUGCUGAAGAACUUGAUUCUCUUCCUCCGCCUGUCCCCGUCCCCGUUCCGGCCGCUGUCUAUGAGCGAAGGGAGAUAGAAGACGAAGAAGAAGAAGAAAGAAUGGUAGCUGUGGUGGAGCCCGCCACCGCUAAUUCCGUCGGUGGUGGCGGUAACGAAGCGAAUAUGUUCAAUGGAGCCAUCCCCAGGCCACCGCCGGGAAAUGAUGCUGCGUGUACCACUACGACGGCGACGGGGCAGCAAGCGACGGCUUCUCCUCCUUCAUCAAUGGCGGAUGAAUUGUGCCAUAUAUCUUGUACUACUUUCAACAUCCUGGCUCCUAUCUACAAGCGCCUCGACAAACAGAACCAAAGCCUCCGUGAAAGCGAUUUCAGAGCUUUCUGGCUAUCCCGGAACCAGAUGAUUUUGGAAUGGUUGCUUAUGGAAAGAACUUCCAUCAUAUGCCUCCAGGAAUUCUGGACGGGAAAUGAAGAACUUGUGCAUAUGUACGAGGACAAGCUCUGUGACGCUGGCUAUUUCACCUUUCAACUUGCCAGAACGAACAACCGGGGAGAUGGCUUGCUAAUGGCAGUGCACAAGGACUACUUUAGGAUUCUAAAUUAUCGGGAGUUGCUCUUCAAUGAUUUUGGAGACCGUGUUGCCCAGCUAUUGCAUGUUCAGUUGACAAUACCCUCUUCAUGUAGCAAUCGGAAAAAUGACACCCGGCAAGAGCUUCUAAUAGUCAACACACAUUUGUUAUUUCCUCAUAAUUCCAGUCUGUCCAUAGCGAGGUUGCAUCAGGUCUAUAAAAUAUUACAGUAUGUGGAGACAUAUCAACGAGAAAACAAACUUGGUGGUGUGCCUGUCGUUCUGUCUGGCGACUGGAAUGGAAGCAAAAGGGGCCGCGUUUAUAAAUUCCUUCGGUCUCAAGGGUUUGCAUCGUCGUAUGACAUUGCUCAUAAGUACACUGACAGUGAUGAUGAUGCUCACAGGUGGGUAAGCCACAGAAAUCAUAGGGGUAACAUCUGCGGCGUUGAUUUCAUAUGGCUCCGUAACCCUAAUGAACCAACCAAACCAUUAAAGACAAGUUGGGCCGAAGCAGCAUUUGGUAUAAUAAAGUGUCAGCUCCAAAAGGGUUCACUGAACGAUAGUGAUGCGUUUGCAUUUUUGAAGGCUGACAACCCUGGAGAUUUUAUAACGUACUCGAGUUUCUGUGAAGGGCUUCGCCAGGUUCACUUAAUCGGUCUUCCAUACGGACUGAGUUACCAAGAGACGAAAGAUUUAUGGAACCAAGCAGACAUAGACGGAAAUGGAAUCAUCGAUUACGAAGAAUUUAAGAAGAGGAUAUGGAACUCCUCGUGUCGUCUGGCUCAAAGAGACGAUAAUUACGCCGAAAGUCCAGAUUACGGAAAGGAGAUGGCGGAGGAAGUGGUCGGUUUCAAGGUGAAGGACGCCGUUCUGUUUCCACGAGAAGUGGAGCGAGGAAUGUGGCCGGAGAACUACUCUCUGUCUGAUCAUGCUCGGCUCACGGUCAUAUUUUCGCCCGUAAGAAUGCAGUUCAGGACGGCGGAGAGAGUAGGCUUAUGACCCAUAAGCGAAAUUUGUUCUGUAGGUUAAAGAUGGGAAAUGAGAGAAGGGUAGAGUAGAAAUUGGCAAGUAUGUAAAUGAAGAAUUAUUCCGUAUAUAUAGUUUUCUGCCUGCUUUGUUGGGCGAAUUUUGUAGCUAGUUGUCGACUUUGGCAAGAUUUUCAGGCAAAAGAGAGGGGCAAAAAAGAAAGAACAAGAGAGGAAACAUUUAUUAUAUAAACAUUUAGUUGUCGACUUUGGAGAAAAUUCACCCUCACCAUCUUUGGACAAUCAUCUAUUAUAUAAACAUUUAGCGAGGGAGGAUGAGCAUGAUUUUGGGUCUAAGAGAUAAUUACAAUUGUCGAAGGAUAUGGAUGAUCGAAGUUGUGAAGCAAGGGCGUCUAAAAUAUAGUUGUAGGACAUAGUCGGCUGGGUUGGGUUCUGAUACAUAACUGCACCAAAACCCAUAAUCUUCCUUGUCGGGGUCAACAAGAACUUGAUCUAGUUUUACUACCAUUAGUCUUGAACCUGAAGGUUCCAGGUUCAAAUCCCUUCAAUAUGACCUUACUAUAAAAUUGUUUUGGUAUCACCCUUACUAAAAAAACUCGCCUUGUCGGGUUCAAAGAAAAUGUUAUGUAGAUGUGUCUUCGGGAUGAAUUCUACGUAUUAAAUAUUUCAUUCUCAUUUUCCUACUUAAUUUCCUUUCCAUAUCUAACAAUAAACACUGAUUAAAUAAUAAAAUAAGACCCAAUCAAAUCCCCCGACACUAACAGCUCCAGCACGUUCACAUGUAUCAUUAAGAGAGCGCUAAUAAUUGAGUCCAUGUCUCCCCUUGUUUCCUUCCUACGAUACGAGCUACAACCAAACUUCACAAAACAGUGGCCCCAAACCAUACUUCAUUUUCGGAGUCCAUGUCAUCGGUACCGUGAAGAUGACCCUUUGUGGCAUGUGAGCCAAAAUCCUCGGUCCCUUCACCGUCAUUAGGGGUGUCCAUUUGGGUUUGGUUUUUUGGAUUUACCCGAAACUGAUCCUAUUAGAUAGAGUUUCAGCUUUUGGGUUCAGGUUUAUUUCGGAUCUCGGUUUUUUUGGUUUUGGAUUCAGUUUUACUUUUUGGUUUUUCAGGUUAUGUCUGAAAACCUCUAAAAAAUAGCACUCAGCCAGUAUUCUUAGGCGUUCGAAUUUUUGGGUUUCGGUUUUGCUUUAACCGAACUCGAACCCGAUAAAGAAUUUUCGGGCUUUGGGUAACCAGAAACCGAAAAUCCUUAUCGGGUUCGAGUUUAAUUUUCAGUGAUUUCGAUUUCAAGUUUUCAAAUUUUGUUGAAUUUCAGUUCGGGUAACCGAACCACCCGAACGGACACCCCUAACCGUCACCAUCAUCUACAAUGGGUGACUUGUGCGGUGGGACUAGCCUCUUCUUCAUCCAUAUCCCCUCAAGACUUGCACUAUGUUUGAAUUCUCGGGCCAAAUCAAAUGCAUUUGUACUAGUUAAAUUGAUACAUCGUCAAUUCACGAAUGAUAAUAUACAUAUAUAUAAGAGAAUUGGUGUAUUUUAGUUUAAAUCGUUUAGUUUCUGUGAUAGUUGUUGUAGUAUUUAAAUAAGUUAGAUUACUUUUUAGGUGAAAUGUCCACUUUUACUCUUUGCUUUUAAUAUAAAAAAGCAACACAUAUAAAAAGAUAGGGGCAUAGUUGGAAUAAUAAAAAUUCCAACAAUCUCACCCAAAACUUGACAUAAAACAUGGUUCAGGCUAGAGUACGUCAGGCGUACAUUGUACGCCCGUCGAGUGUUACUAUUCAGAGCACGAAUUAACCGGAGUUUGGAGCAUGAUACAAUACCCUAACCUCUGAUGAGUUAAUCUCAGUCCCUAAUUCUCUAACCCAACCCACAAGAUUCAUUUAAUCUAAAAUUACAGACUGUUAGGGAAACAGUAUGGAGAAAAAUGGAUUGAAGGCGUGAUUAAUCACUCUCCUUAGAGUGUUAUUUGCCCCCACUACGUUGUUGCUGGUAGGAAUUAGGCAAACCACCCUCAGGAGUCCCUUCAACCUAAGUCCGAAAGCAGCACCUUUAUGACUUCUUUGUUUGUGUUUUUGGAGAAGGAAAAAACGAGGAGAAGAAGAUGAACGUUAGAACUCAAACUUCUGGUCAACGUCUCUUAUAUCGUGAGAAAACGACAGUUCCCUUCUCAAAGGUUACGUCGUUUCACAAAACUCAAAUUCAAUUCAUUAUCCGAAAUUAAUUAAUAAAAAUUAAUUCUAGAAAUUAAUUAAAUAGCCAAAAAUUCAAUUCCCUAACGUUGUCGCUUAAACGUGCAAAGUGGUAAUUGCAUGGUCAAUUUAAUAUGUCAAAUUAAAUAGCCCCAACUUUUUCCAAAAGCCCACUAACCACUUUAUCCAAUAAACUAAAGUGGAAAGCAAAGUUAAAAACCACUUGCACCUUCCUUCUCCCACCAAUGUGGUAUUUCCUAUAACUCUUUUGACUACACUAACACAGACAUUUUUUAUUCAGCGAAAUAUAUUGAAGUGCAAAAACCAAGCUGCCUGUGGAGGCCUCGUCGGCUGAACACAGAACCAAGUGUGCCCGAAGGCUGUCUCGGCUCAAUAUGCCUUCAACGAUUUUGAAGUCACAUCGUGUCUUUGGCAGCAAUCUCGUUAAAAUCACAUGUCUCUAGCGAACCGAUGCCAAAAUCGCCGGACACAUCAUCGAACCAACUCAAAUUUUAGUAUUUUGGAAUAUUUUAGUGUAAGUUGUAUUUUGGAAGGAAAAAAGAAAAUGUUCUGAAUGGGUAUAUAUUUCAAUAAAAUUAAUCCCAUUUGCAAAUCAAGACAAAAUCUGGAAUUUGUAUGUUCACCAGAGUGACCACACUGCUCCUCUUGCAAGUGGACAUAAAUUCCAUUUUCAGCUUUCACUGGUAUAACAUAUGGUAUAUUUGCACUCCGUCACUUGCCUCUGUCCUUAUCCUAGGUUACGGUAUAUUUGUAAGGAAUGAGUGGGAUACUCUGAAUAGCAUCUAAUUGUUAAAUUCCAAAAUUUAAUAUUUUUUAUAAUUUUUUUUAAUAAUAUUAUGAUAUAGUUUAAAGUCACAUUUAGUCCAUGAAUUACUACAAAAACUAAACCGUACAUAUCAAAUCCUAUGCAGUGAAGUGAACCCUAAAUUGUAAAGAUCCGUGGUAUAAAUUGAUUAGUUAGAAACAUUAAACCUUUGUUAGCAUGACAUAGGAAUUUAAUAUUACAAAUAUAAUUAUGGUGCAGAGGGAAUAAAGUGGCAAGAUUCUAAAGCCAAGAUUCACGUAAAAUUAAAGUUGGAAAAUAGUUAGUGCCAUAUCCACCCAGCCAAUAGGUAAAUACUCUAGUUUGGCCUCAAGUGUCAAGUUUGGUGUAAGUGUUACUUUUGGUCUAAAUUUUUCAAUAAAAUAUUUAUGGCCAAGUUUUUAAAUUAAUGGACAAAAUUGGCCCGAAAUUUAUGUUGAUCAUUAAAAUUGACGGUCAAUGUUUUUUUUUUCUAUUAAUGAAUUGAAACAAUCAAGUUGACAUACUAUAUGAUGGGUACCUGCCAAUGCCUCUUUAAUCACUAGGCGAUUUUCCUCCGUGACUUGGCAAUUCUCCACCAUCAUCUUGUAGGUCUCCUCCACUAUCAAAACGAGUGACAAGACUACCAUGGCUACAUAUAGGGCUGGAAGUUUGGUACUGGUAUUUGGGAUAUACCGAAUACCGUACCGAAUUUAUCACUAUUUGGUAUUAUCGAAUACCGACUUAUUUUUUAGGGAUUGGGAUUCAUUUUGGAGUGCUAUUCGGUAUUUGGGAUUAUGGGAUUGGGAUCGAUAUAUACCGAAAUAUCGAGAAAUACCAAAAAUUAAAAUUUAAUGAAAUAUAACACACAACCUUUAGUCAUUCCUCACUCUUUCACAACUUAGAAGCCCCCAUCCAACUCAAUUUUGACUUUUCAGUUUAAGUGACUCUAGUUUCUCACCUAAUCUCUUGUUAUUUUCAUAACACCAUAAAGCAAACACUAGUAUUAGUUUUCUCUCAACCUCCAAUUCAUCUAAUGAAGGAUUGCCAUUGACAAGAAUUUGAGAUUUCACCUCUCCUCCAUUCUCCUUAUCCAUAUCCUAGCUUUAGGCAAACUCAAGACUCUUUGCUUAGUUUUUUUGCUCUAAAUUAAACAAUCAAAUCUAAUUUAUAUAUUUAAUUAUUACUUGCAAAGGUAAUUAAUUUCGUAUUCAAUAAUACCGAUUGGGAUACCGAAAUAUUUAGGGAUUGGGACUGGGAUACCGAAAUUAUUUAGGAAUUAGGAUUGGGAUUGAGCUUAGGGUGUAAUUCGGUAUUCGAGAUUUCAGUAUUUGGUAUUGGGAUACCGAUAUCGUACUGAUUUCCACCCCUAGUUACAUAAACAGAAGGUACAGACGAAUGCAAGACCUCAACAAUGCCAUUGUUUCCGACAACAUAUUUUGUUGCCUGGACAAGGUCAAACUUAAACAUUGGCAUCUUCACAACUCUAAGUGAAAUAUAACCUUCUUGUGGUCUCUGUCUCGGAGCUAUCAAAUCAAACACAAGGGUCCCACCAGGUGUGCCAAUUUGUUCUCCAGCGAGGGAACUCUUGUGUUUGAUAUUAGUGAAUUGCACCUUUGACUUCCUGAACAACGACAAUAACACGGUUCACAACUCUCCAAAAAAUGUUCAAACGAGAG
Linum trigynum is the source of this 7786-nucleotide messenger RNA. The record is from the annotation of a GenBank genome assembly. Lineage: Eukaryota; Viridiplantae; Streptophyta; Magnoliopsida; Malpighiales; Linaceae.